UUAACACAGAAGCCGUUUAUGUGAGGACCACAUAAUGGAGCCAAUCCCCUUCCCUCAGUCUCUAGUCUUAGUGGGCGGAGGUUCCGUUCUGCUAACUGAAAGCUGGGAACCAGAGGUCUUGAUCACAAGUACAAAAUAUAUUGCACCAGUAAACUAACGUUACAGGGGCUCUUCUUGGUGCAUUAGCUAUACGUGGUUUAUAUAAAUAGCGUUCCGAAAUUGUAUUCACAUGAUAUACUGUACUUUAAAGACAAAGAAAUCACACCGUUAUGGAACGACUACACAAAGACGAGAAGCCAAAUCCAUCUGCUACUGCUAGUGUCUUUUCCAAUAUAUUUUUCUGGUAAGCAAAGCCAAGUCAGUGAGUUAGCUACAGCCUCAGUUGGUUAAAUCCUUUAUUUCGAAUUGGAUAUAAAAGAAAGCUAGAAGAAGAUGAUAUGUACAAAGUGCUUCCAGAAGAUCGAUCAGAAAGACUGGGAGAGGAGCUACAGUGGUACUGGGAUAAAGAAGUCGAGCAAGCAAAGAAAGAUCUACGGGUACCAAAGCUUACUAAAGCUAUUGUGAAAUGUUACUGGAAGUCCUAUGCUGUUUUAGGGGCUUUCAUAUUGUUCGCGGAGACUGUCAAAGUAAUCCAGCCUGUGUUUCUAGGCAAAUUGAUCAUUUUCUUUGAAACCUACAAUCAUGACGACAGGGAAGCACUGUAUGUCGCGUACGGAUAUGCGGCAGGUGUGUCUCUCUCAACAUUUGCGUUUGCUGUUCUCCACCACUUGUAUUUUUAUCAUGUCCAGAGAGCAGGAAUGAAAAUUCGAGUGGCUAUGUGUCAUAUGAUUUUUAAAAAGGCCCUUUGCCUUAGUAACACAGCCCUGGGAAAAACAACAACAGGACAGAUUGUAAAUCUUCUAUCGAAUGACGUCAACAAGUUUGAUGAGGUUACAAUUUUUCUGCACUUUUUAUGGAUUGGUCCACUGCAGGCAGUGGCAGUGACAGCCCUUCUGUGGCAGGAGAUAGGCCCAUCAUGCCUUGCAGGAAUGGCAAUCCUUGUUUUUCUGAUGCCUCUGCAAACAUUUUUUGGUCGAUUAUUUUCAAAGCUAAGGAGCAAAACUGCAGCGUUUACAGACACACGAAUUCGCACGAUGAACGAAGUUGUGUCAGGCAUGCGGAUAAUUAAGAUGUAUGCAUGGGAAAAGCCAUUUGCAAAACUAGUCACUGAAAUCAGAAGGAAGGAGAUUUCUAAGGUCAAAAAGAGCUCCUAUCUCCGUGGGAUGAACAUGGCUUCUUUCUUCGUGGCCAGCAAGAUUAUCCUGUUUAUAACUUUCACCACUUUUGUGCUGCUGGGGAACCCCAUCUCUGCCAGCAAAGUCUUUGUCACUGUGUCACUGUACAGUGCAGUCAGGCUCACCGUCACCCUCUUCUUCCCAUCAGCUAUCGAGAAGGCCUCCGAAACCAUGAUCAGCAUUCGCAGAAUAAAGAACUUUUUAAUACUGGACGAGAUUGUUAAGCCCAGUGUGGAGUUACGAAAGGAAGAGAAAAAGGAUGUACUUAUUCACAUGAAGGAUGUGAUUUGUUACUGGGACAAGAACCUGGAUGCACCGACAUUGCAGAAUGUUUCCUUCACUGUCCAUCCAGGCCAGUUGCUUGCUGUGAUAGGACCAGUGGGAGCAGGAAAAUCCUCUCUCCUCAGUGCUAUUCUGGGAGAGCUGCCUCAAGACCGGGGAGACGUUAAGGUGAAAGGGAAGCUAGGCUUUGCAGCACAGCAGCCCUGGGUGUUCUCAGGAACUCUGCGGAGCAACAUUCUGUUUGGGAUGGAGUACAACCCGCAGAAGUAUGAACAAGUCAUCGGAGCUUGUGCUCUCAACAAAGAUAUAGAUAUUUUACCAGACGGCGAUAUGACUGUUAUUGGGGACCGAGGAGCUACGCUUAGUGGUGGUCAGAAGGCCCGUGUAAACCUUGCUAGAGCUGUCUAUCAGGAUACAGACAUAUAUUUGCUGGAUGACCCUCUCAGUGCUGUGGAUGCUGAAGUAGGAAGACACUUGUUUGAAAAGUGUAUAUGUGGUAUUCUGCGUAACAAACCUCGUAUUCUUGUCACACAUCAGCUGCAGUACUUGCAAGCUACAGACCAGAUUCUAGUGCUAAAAGAGGGUCACAUGAUUGCCAAAGGGACCUAUGGAGAGCUGCAGCGGUCUGGAGUGGAUUUUACUUCACUGUUAAAGAAAGAUGAAGAUGAAGAGGAUGAGGAUGAGCAGGCUCCUACAGAGCAGAACGGCAGCAGGUCCGCACGCUGUCGUACCAUCUCCCAAAACUCUGCCUGGUCACAGACUUCCUCCAGCCAGUCCACCAAAGAUGGGACUGCAGACCUGCCUCCAGCAGAGGCAGUGACAACAGUGCUGUCAGAGGAGAGUCGUUCAGAGGGGUCCAUUGGUGUACGGCUUUACUGGAAGUAUUUUAUUGCUGGAGCCAAUUGUGCUGUCCUUGUGCUCCUGUUCCUGCUCAGCCUUUUAGCACAGACCGCGUAUAUCCUGCAGGACUGGUGGUUGUCCUAUUGGGCAUCUGAACAGGAGAAGUUAAACAUUACUCAGGAUGCUCACAAUCAUAAUGAAACUCAACAGUUGGACCUUAGCUUUUAUUUAGGAGUGUAUGCAGGUUUAACAGUGGUAACUGUAAUAUUUGGAUUUAUUCGAAGCUUGUUGUUGUUUAAAGUGCUAGUAAACUCAGCACAGACUCUGCACAACCAAAUGUUUCAAUCCAUACUGAGAACUCCAGUUCGGUUCUUUGAUGUAAAUCCUAUUGGGAGAAUCCUGAACCGCUUUUCCAAAGACAUUGGCCAGUUGGACAGCUUGCUUGCCUUGACAUUUGCUGACUUCAUCCAGAUCUCCCUGCAGAUUGUGGGUGUGAUAGCCGUGGCUGUGUCUGUAAUCCCCUGGAUUAUAAUCCCGCUCAUUCCCCUCUUGAUCAUUUUCAUAAUCCUACGCCGGUAUUUCCUGCAGACCUCUCGAGAUGUCAAGCGCUUGGAAUCCACCACCCGGAGUCCUGUCUUCUCCCACCUGUCUUCGUCUCUCCAAGGGCUGUGGACCAUUCGUGCCUUUAAAGCAGAACAAAGAUUUCAAAGUGAAUUUGAUGACCAUCAAGAUCUCCAUUCAGAGUCCUGGUUUUUGUUUUUAACCACAUCACGGUGGUUUUCUGUUCGACUAGAUGGCCUUUGUACAAUUUUUGUACCAACGGUUGCCUUUGGAUCUCUUCUCCUCGCGAAUGAACUGGAGGCUGGCAACGUUGGUCUGGCCCUUUCCUACGCUAUCACUCUGGUAGGAAUGUUCCAGUGGGGUGUCCGGCAAAGUGCCGAAGUUGAGAAUCAGAUGACGUCAGUGGAGCGGGUGCUGGAUUACACAGAGCUGGAGAACGAGGCCCCCUGGGUGACGGAGUGCCGGCCUCCCCCAGACUGGCCAAGGCACGGAGUGAUUGUCUUCGAGGGAGUGAACUUUGCUUACAGCCGUGACGGGCCGCAUGUUCUUAAGAACAUUAAUGCAGUUUUCAGAUCCAAAGAGAAGGUUGGUAUAGUUGGAAGGACGGGUGCUGGGAAAAGUUCUCUAAUCUCUGCCCUGUUUCGGCUGGCUGAACCUGACGGCAAUAUCCGAAUUGACGGAGUCUUGACCUCUGAACUUGGACUUCAUGAUCUUCGUACGAAAAUGUCAAUCAUACCUCAGGACCCUGUAUUGUUUACAGGCACAAUGAGGAAGAACCUUGAUCCAUUUCACGAGCACACUGAUGAGGACCUGUGGAAUGCACUCCAAGAGGUGCAACUGAAGGGGGUAGUGGAAGAAUUGCCAAGUAAGAUGGAGACACAGCUAGCUGAAUCUGGAUCAAAUUUUAGUGUUGGCCAGAGGCAGUUGGUGUGCCUUGCCAGGGCAAUCCUCAGGAAAACGCGUAUACUGAUAAUCGAUGAAGCAACAGCGAAUGUGGACCCAAGAACCGACGUGUUAAUUCAAAAGACGAUUCGCGAAAAGUUUGAGCAAUGUACAGUACUUACCAUUGCACACAGACUUAACACUAUUAUUGACAGUGAUAGAAUACUGGUUUUAGAUGCAGGAAAAAUACAUGAAUAUGAUGAGCCCUAUGUUCUUCUGCAAAAUAAUGACAGCAUAUUCUAUAAGAUGGUUCAGCAGACUGGCAAGGCUGAAGCUGCUGCUCUUCUUGAGACAGCCAAACAGAUAUAUAUGAAAAGCAGUCGCCCGAAUGCUGUGCUAAAUAGUCAGAUGCACACCACGACCAGGUCAAGAGGCACAGACCCCAGUUUCAUUGUCUUUGAAAGCGCACUUUAACUCUGUAACAAGUUGCUCUGUAAUGCUGUCUGCACAUUAUUUCAGUUCUGUUCACCUGGAAGGCCAGUGCUGGAAUUCUAAAACAUUCCAAACCUAUAUCUCAAGCACUUCAUAUAAAGAGUGACAUGUGAUUUAGCCUAUAGUAUUCUUUAAGCCUUAAGAAUGAUCGUUUGUUCACAGAUAAUGUGAACUGUGAUGUACAGGCCCAUUCUUACUAUGUGAACCACAUAGAAUCUGAUGGAACCCCACUAGGGACAAAAUACUCUGAAUGUAAUUUGUAAUUAAAGUAGAUUGAAUACUUAAUAGUGCCGUAUUAGAAUAAUAAUAGUGGAAAAGAGGACAACAGUCACUAUUAUUGUUAUUGUUGUAGUAUUAUUAUUAUUAUUAUUAUUAUUAUUAUUAUUAUUAUUAUUAUAGUACAGAAGAAAAGCCUUUCAAAUGGUGUCCUUAGAUCAAGGGUAAAGAAGAAAUCCCAAUAAAAUUGAGUUUUCUGUUUCGGGAGUUAAAAGUGCUUUAUUUUAUGAGGUUUUAGCUAAUUUUACUCAUUUAAUAAAAAUAAUGACAGAUUUGCAUCAGAACUGAAAUUAAAGCAGAUUGCUCUUGUGUAGAACUUUCUUUGGGUUACAUGUCGAAUCAUAGUUUGCUCAUUUUAGCAACUUUCAAGUCUUACAUAUUCUGGUGAGUAUAACACUCUUAACUGGACAAAAAUAAUGUUUUUAAAAUGGCCCUCAUCAUAGUCUCAGUGCACUUUAUAAUUAGUUCAAACCAAACAGAAUGAAUGCAUAAUAAAUGCAUUGGUUUUAUAAGUCCUUACUCAUUGUGAAAAAUGUGAUCUGAAAACAGCUUUGUUUUGGAGAAGCUACAAAGAAGUGCAUCUGUAAGUGAGGUCAAGAGGUUGAUUCCACCAUGUGAGCAGUUAGCCAAAUAGAGCUGUGUCACCAGCUGAUCUUAAGUGCAUGGUAUGAACAUCCUGAACAGGGAUUUUUAGAUGCAGUACCAAAGGUAUUACACAAUUUUGACAACAUCUGUACUACUCCUUUCAAAAUAGAUUUAUCCUCGGGUAGUGUGGCGGAGAAAGAAAUUUAGUUGAGGGAGUUCAGUAAGUGAUAUGUGUCUUGUUCUGCCUGGUUGCACCAUUGAAAACCAGCCUGAACAACACCUGAAAAAUGUGUACUUGUUGCAUUCUAGAUCACAGGUUAAUGUGGGACCUCCUUCAAUACAAUGUGUUACAUCUUAAGAAAUGUAUGGGGGUUAUGCAUAAAAAGACAGAUUGUCCCAAUAAUACACCCUGCUGUUGUGUGUGGGUUAUUUUUUAAUAUUUUUAAUAAAACCACUGUUCGGAUAAA
Molecule: messenger RNA, 5659 nt
Organism: Acipenser ruthenus (sterlet)
Lineage: Eukaryota; Metazoa; Chordata; Actinopteri; Acipenseriformes; Acipenseridae
Product: ATP-binding cassette sub-family C member 4-like
Exons: 31
Coding region: 438-4313 (1291 amino acids)
Biological process (GO): transmembrane transport; monoatomic ion transport
Cellular component (GO): plasma membrane
Molecular function (GO): ABC-type transporter activity; ATP binding; ATP hydrolysis activity
Source: RefSeq, a predicted model, not a curated record